AUGAAGAGCGGCGCUGAAGCAGACAUUGCACGCCAAGUAGACGCGUUGGUGGCCGCCCAGGUGGCAGAGCUGUUGAAACUGCACAUGCCCGAGGAGCUGCAAGUCGAGGUUGCGCGGCAAGAGGAAUGGUUGGAGGAGAUCCAGAGGGAUCUCCGCACCGAGAACCGGCGGGCAAAUGCGAUGCUUCGCGAUGGCGAGUCAGCACCGCUGCAGCCGAUCUACAAGACGGACGGAACGGUCGCAGACAAGUUUCCAUCGACGCUGAAAGAGCUGUUUGAAAUGGACGUAUCGACCUCGCAGGAGCUUAUGAGGGAAUACGAGCUGUCCGAGUGCUCAGCGUCGCGCGAACGAAACCUCAACCGACUGAUGCAGUUCUUCAAUGUCAAAUAUCAAUUGGCUGGCGCUGUAGGUUCGUGA
Molecule: messenger RNA, 417 nt
Organism: Mycena indigotica
Lineage: Eukaryota; Fungi; Basidiomycota; Agaricomycetes; Agaricales; Mycenaceae
Product: ATP-binding cassette transporter
Exons: 4
Coding region: 1-417 (138 amino acids)
Source: RefSeq, a predicted model, not a curated record